GGCACUACGCGUUCCCUCCAGGGCCACCCGCAGCUGCAACCGUGAGCUCCGUCGCAAACGGGCCUCCUCCUGCGCGCCCUCGGACUUUGGCUACGUGCUUCCCUCUCCCCCCGCCCCCGUUACUGGCCUCAGCUGGCUCUGUGUGUCGUCUCCUCUUCGGGAGCCGUCGUGGGAUAACGUCGUGUUGUGUAGAGUGUGCCUUCGGCUGCCGCGCAAGGAUAUUUUGGUGCAGCGGCAGCACCACCACCAGCAGCACCAUCACCACCUUUUGGACGGGGGGCUUACGGCUGGAGAGGGCGCCUCUUGAACUUCAGCUCGGGGGGCUCCAGAUGAGUAACUUUGGAAUCAAGAACAUGGAUCAGGUAGCACCUGUAUGCAACAUGUACAGAGGAGUGCUCAUGCGUCAGCCUGCAUUUGAUAAUUUUGAAGGUGCAAACUCUUUGUUUACUGGAUAUUUUCCAUCAUUAAAUGAAGACCAGACACUGCAAGAAGUACCAACAGGCCUUGAUUCUAUUUCUUAUGAAUCAAAUGGCUGUGAAUUGCCACUCUUAACCCCAUGCAGUAAAGCUGUGAUGAGUCAAGCUCUAAAAGCAACUUUCAGUGGCUUCAUCAAGGAACAGCGCAGACUGGGCAUUCCAAAUAAUCCGUGGUUAUGGACUCAGCAGCAGGUGUCUCAGUGGCUUCUCUGGGCUGCCAAUGAAUUUAGUUUGGCAAAUAUGAACUUUGAGAGGUUUGCCAUGAAUGGCCAGGAGUUGUGCAACUUGGGAAAAGAACACUUCUUGGAACUUGCACCUGAUUAUGUGGGUGACAUUCUGUGGGAACAUCUGGACCAGAUGAUAAAAGAUAAUCAAGAGAAACCUCAGGAUCAGUAUUUGGAAAACUCUCAUUUCACUUCAUCUCCUCACUGGGUCAACAACAAUUCAUUAGGCGGUAACAUGGAGCAGGCACAGUAUUGUGCUCAAGUGCCCAGCUAUCCUAAAACUCUUAACUAUCAAAAAAAUGGCCUUCUGGGUGAUUUGUCUGUUGGACCAAAUAUAGUUAACCCAGAACAAGAAUUUCAGAUGUUUCCUAAAGCACAGCUAGAAGCACUCAAUGUGAGCUACUGCUCUGCAAAUCAGGACUUCACAAGAAACAAUUUGAAUUUAAUGUUAGAUAACACUGAUAAACCUAGAGACAAUCAUGAUUCAAGUGAUAAUGGCACAGAAAGUUAUGAAGGCUUAGAUUCACUGCUACACUCUUGGAACAGCCAGUCCUCCUUAGUGGAUGUUCAACGUGUGCCAUCUUACGAGAGUUUUGAAGAAGACUGCAGCCAGUCACUGUGUCUGAAUAAACCCACAAUGUCCUUUAAGGACUACAUUCAGGAAAGGAGUGACCCUGUUGAACAGGGGAAACCAGUUAUACCAGCAGCAAUUCUCGCAGGGUUUACAGGUAGUGGGCCUAUACAACUGUGGCAGUUUCUUCUGGAGCUUCUAACUGACAAAUCUUGUCAGUCAUUCAUUAGCUGGACUGGAGAUGGAUGGGAAUUUAAACUAGCUGAUCCAGAUGAGGUUGCACGGCGGUGGGGCAGAAGGAAAAACAAGCCCAAAAUGAAUUAUGAGAAGCUGAGCCGUGGCCUGCGCUAUUAUUAUGACAAGAACAUCAUUCACAAGACUUCAGGGAAACGUUAUGUAUACCGUUUUGUAUGUGACCUACAGAACCUGUUGGGAUAUACAGCAGAAGAGCUUCAUGCCAUGUUAGGAGUGCAGCCAGACACAGAAGACUGAACAUUGCAAUCUUGUGUAACUUUGACAAACUACGUGAGAACACGCAAACUGUGAACUGGGACCCUCUACUGCAGUCACUGGUUUUAUCUACUGACUGUUUGGAGUGGUGCAACUGUGACGGACCUUGAAGUAAUUCUGAAAUGAGGAGAUGUAGAAGGAAAGAGAAGUGGCCUUACUGCGUUAGGCACAAUAGCUCCAGAUCUUGCUGUAUCAGUCGCUUUGAGCAGCUUGGAGGUCAGCACAGUUCCCAGCUGUACUCUGAAGAUAUGAAAGUUCUCCAGGGUGUAGUGGACUGGUUUUUUCACACUGCCAUGUAAUUAGGGGUAUUGCCCAUACCAAAGGCUGAUAAGCCAUCAGCAUUUCUAACUCAAAAGAAAAAAAACCCACCACCCUACAGUAGCAGCCUGACAGAUGUUACUUGUGGGGACGUGUAUGAUUAAGACAAAAGGCUAGAUACCCUUUUAAAAAACAGGUAGUGAGAUGACAUUGCAUUGGGCAUUCUCUUAAGUAUAUUUUUUAUCAUUAUACAAAAACAAGUUGUGUAGCCUCAAACCUUUUUGUCAAAGCUAGUGAAACAAUGGAAGAGAUCCCUCACAAGCAGGGGAAAAUCAUACCAUUUCAAAAUUGGUGUGUAUGUGUGGAUAUGUGUGUGUGUGUGUAGAUAUAUAUAUAAAAGCACGGUCAUAUGAUGCUCUGGCAAUUUAAUGCUCCUAUUUAAUACUGUAAUUUAAGCUAAUGUAAGCAUCUGAAAGAGGAAGAAAUUAAAUGUUUCAUUUUUGGAACAGCAGCACUUACAACGUCCUGAAAGUAUUUAAUCCGUUGGUUAAUUGUGGCUGACAAACUCCAUGAUAGCCCCCCCCCCC
Molecule: messenger RNA, 2626 nt
Organism: Gekko japonicus
Lineage: Eukaryota; Metazoa; Chordata; Lepidosauria; Squamata; Gekkonidae
Gene: ETS2
Product: v-ets avian erythroblastosis virus E26 oncogene homolog 2
Exons: 10
Coding region: 330-1763 (477 amino acids)
Biological process (GO): regulation of transcription by RNA polymerase II; cell differentiation
Cellular component (GO): nucleus
Molecular function (GO): sequence-specific DNA binding; DNA-binding transcription factor activity, RNA polymerase II-specific
Source: RefSeq, a predicted model, not a curated record